Molecule: messenger RNA, 855 nt
Organism: Episyrphus balteatus (marmalade hoverfly)
Lineage: Eukaryota; Metazoa; Arthropoda; Insecta; Diptera; Syrphidae
Exons: 3
Coding region: 57-668 (203 amino acids)
Source: RefSeq, a predicted model, not a curated record
AAAAAAAUCAAAAUUCUAAUUACCUACAUACAUAUAUUAAAAAAAAAACUGAAAACAUGAAAACGAAUAAAACUAAAGAUUGCACUAAAAAGACUGAAAAAUCUUUAAAAAAUCUACUUCUUGCAUUAGAAGAACAAUUUAAGAACCAUUUAAAAGCGUUUUAUUCUAAUCUAGAUAUUCAAAAGAACAUUAUUGAUUCAAUAUGGGUUAUAAGUCAACGAUUUUUGAUCUUAACAAGAGGUGCCAUCUGUGUACGUCCAUAUCCAAAAGAACAAAGUGAUCGAGAAGAACGAGAAAUGCGAUCAGAUUUUAAAAUUCAAAAAGACAAUCUUACCAAUUUAAACUUAAAAUUGGACGUCUCAUUGGAGACCUUGAAGCAAAAGUGUAGAACAUUCGACAGGACUUUGGCAAAUAUCGAUACGAGUCUACCAAAUCAAACCAUAGAAGGCAACAACGAACGUCAACCAAUACACUAUUACAUCGAACUCUUUGCUGAUUGUUUAAAGUUUUUUAAAGCCACUCAAAGCCAAUUGAGUCCGUUGGGAAGGUUUUUGAAUGUUGAAGAUAUAAAAUCAAUUGUAGAGUGUAAAAAGCUUUUGGAGCCAGACGAAAUGGUGAUGGAAUACUUUGAGAAAUCGAUAUGUGAGCCUGUGAAUAGACAUCUCUAAGACUUUUUAAAACUUGAAUCUUUCCAUUUUUUUUCUUAAAUUCAAAAACCUCAAUUUUAUUUUUGAAAGAUAUACUAUGUACUUUUAUCUCUUUAUAUAACCAAUUACUUUGAAUUGAAAUAUGUUCCUGAUUUCUAAAAACAACAAUAUCCUUGAGAAACUGGUCCAAUAAAACAUAUCAUUGCAU